CGUGGACCCUAAGCAAAGCGCAGUAGGUCUUAAUAGGUCAGAGUUGGUGUUUUCAUUCGACGUCAGCUCUGUAGACCUAUAAAGAGCCCGCGUUCAUCUGUGAGGCACUACAAUCUCAACUCGAUUCUCUUGAGGACUGCAAGGACGAAUUGAAAAGAUGAAACUAUACCUCGCUGCAGCCGUGCUGAUGCUUGUGCUGGCCGCACACACAGAGGCCCAGGAGGAGCCAACACUGGAGCAGCGUUUCGCCGGCUUCCAUAGCCAGAUUAAGGAAAUUGCUGAUGACCUGACACAGAAGACUAAAAACACAUUUGAUCAAAUUGAAAAAAGUGAAUUUGCUGUCAAAACCAAGAACUGGUUUACUGAGCAGUUUGAGAAGUUGAAGCAGAAGAUGUCCGAAAGCUUCAAUUAAUAAAAAACAGUGACCCACUCUUCAUAAAACUUUAAAUCAGGAAUGUAAUAUAACUUCCAUUCUUUUUAACAAUUGGCCAAAAGGUUACAAUGAGCUGUCGUCAUCUGCGUGUCAUUUGUGUAAUCUGUACAAUAGUUUGUUUUGUGGAAUGCUGUUAGAUAUUCUGAAGAAAUCUAAUAAUAAAUUCAGGUUUUUUCCCCAAAUGAAUAAACAGUAAUUGACUUAU
Messenger RNA from Triplophysa dalaica, 638 nucleotides. It is a transcript of the gene apoc1, whose product is annotated as apolipoprotein C-I. Gene Ontology annotation, cellular component: extracellular region; high-density lipoprotein particle; very-low-density lipoprotein particle. NCBI's taxonomy places the organism in Eukaryota, Metazoa, Chordata, Actinopteri, Cypriniformes, Nemacheilidae. The transcript is spliced from 4 exons. The coding region runs from base 158 to 412 and encodes 84 amino acids. The record is from RefSeq and is a predicted model, not a curated record. Gene Ontology annotation, biological process: triglyceride metabolic process; negative regulation of cholesterol transport; very-low-density lipoprotein particle clearance. Gene Ontology annotation, molecular function: phospholipase inhibitor activity; fatty acid binding.